Molecule: messenger RNA, 8424 nt
Organism: Pocillopora meandrina
Lineage: Eukaryota; Metazoa; Cnidaria; Anthozoa; Scleractinia; Pocilloporidae
Source: the annotation of a GenBank genome assembly
AUGGCCUGUGCUCAGCCUGAGGAAAUUAAUAAGCAUCUGUGCUGUGCCGUCUGUUUUGAACAAUUCAAGGAACCGAAAGUUCUGCCAUGCUUGCACACCUACUGUAAAGGGUGCCUUGUGAAACUAGUGAAAAAAAAGGGACGUAAUCAUAUCAUAACCUGCCCAGAGUGCCGACAGGAAGUUAAAGUAAGUUCAAAAAUAAUGAAAGAUGUUACUUGUGUAGUCACAAACGUAAGCCAAAACGAGAAAAAUCGAACCUCGGACAUUUGGAUUGCGCGCUAUUAUGCUCGACCACUGAUCCACAGAGAACCCUUUGAUGAAUAAGACCAUUAUUAGGUCCAUAUGCGACAAGAGUUCUGCAUAAUGCUUAGAUCAGCAAUGUUGAGGGCGUUGCGGAAUACAGAAAGAUUUCAUACGUUUUUCUGUGAGCGUAGGACGUAGAAAAACAUCUAGGUCCCUCCCUCCCCCUCCCCCACGAGGAAGAUUUUUAUAAACACACGCUCGUGAAAACUGCUAAGGAACUGCUCCUUGUGCAAGCUGCAUUUGAAAAGAAUGGUGAUUUCCUUUUGUCCAGCACUUGAAUUCCAACUCGAGGUCCUGGACUAAGUACCCACUACUUUUACCACUCAGUUCAUGUCUCACUCGGAAUGCUUACUGAAGGUUAGAUUGAGAGGGGAAGUGUGAGUGGACUUAAAAAAAUAGAACAUUCAUUUUCUGGUUUAUUCUGAAAUUGGUACCAACUCAAAAUAUUAUGAGGAAAUCAUGUUAAGAGAAUAUUCAUAUGUUUUAACUGAAAAGUAAGAAGUAGAAGAACAGGAAGAAAAAUAGUUUUGUUUAGGUGUCAAUGCUCUAAGCUUGUUCUGAGCACCAAAAUGAGGCACUUGAACAAACAAGUUCCGUAGUUGAAGUUUUUUCAGUCUAUUUCUACAGUUAACAUUAUUUGGUCUUAUUUUGAAAAAAAAAAUUGAGGGUAAUAAGCAGAUAAAAAGAUGGCAAUGGUGUUAUCUCAAUAAUUCAUCGGGACAAUCUACAUUGCAGAUUACAUGCUCUCAAAAAUCGCGAAUACUGAAAGACAUGCAGGAUAUCGAACAAUUCAUGACACUGUGAUUUCUAGAAUGUUCUGUUGGUCAAUGUACAUUUCACAUCUUUAAGGCCGUUUCGUACACUGACUUGAAUUAGGGUGCAGUUUCACCGAAGAAAUUAGUCAAACUUUUAAAAAAUGUAUAAGAAAUGAACUAACGCACGAUUUGAUCAGUGCAUAUCAGCGAGUUUAUCUAUAAAAUAUCUUAAAGUUUGCACUUACUCUCAAAUAGAUAACUAAUGGAGAUGUUGGCAAGCUGCAGUCAAAUUUCUGGGUGAAUAAUUUUAUGACCUUGCUAAGCAUGCAGGACAGCAACAUGUCUUCAUCCAAAAAGCCACUGGUGUGUGAUCAUUGCGACAGUGGGGAUCCAGCUGUGUCCCGCUGUACCAACUGCUGUGUUUUCAUGUGCGAGUUUUGUGUCACUGCACAUAAAAGGAUCAAUGCAUUCAAGGGUCACAAGAUCUUAUCCCUGGAGGAAGUCAAAAGAGUUGGCUCAAAGGCUCUUGUCAAGCCAGCAUUCUGUGAAAAGCAUGGUGGGGAGUUAGUCAAGCUCUUUUGCCAAACGUGCCAGAAAACAAUCUGCCGGGACUGCACCAUUGUUGAUCACCGAGAACACAAAUACAACUUUGUGGCUGAUAUUGCUGAAAAGGAAAGACGUUCUGUGCGCGGUAUUCUUGAGAAAUGUACAACUAAAGAAAAGGCAGUUGCUGAGGGUCUGAAAGCGGUACAGAACAUGAAAAGCUGCGUCCUAACUAAAGUGUCAGAGGUAAACAAACAGGUGGACUCUUUUAUUGACGAGCAAAUUAAGACAUUGGAGUAUCACCGAGCAAACCUGAAACAUGAAGCUACAACAAAAGGCCAAGGUAAAGUCAAGCAGCUCGACAGUCAGGCUGACGAUCUUUCCUCCCUUUUGGCCCAGUUGAGAAGUGGCAUUGAUUUCACCGGUCAGGCCAUAGCAGAUGGAGAUGACGUAAAGCUCUUGUCCAUGAAGACACAACUUAUCAAGCGACUUUCUCAGCUCAAUUCUUCACAAGACCAGUUGAAACCCUGUCAGAAUGAUUAUAUGAAGCUUCAAGUGAAAAGAUCGAUUAAGGAUGAGGGGGAAUUGGCGCAAGUGAUGUACAAACAGUGUGACCCCCAAAGGUGCACCAUUAGUAUGGGAGGGAGUGAAGAAGGAUAUAUAUAUUCGACCAGCAUCAAUGUAGACACGUAUUUCAUAGUUAUCGUCAAGGAUGAAAGCGGUGAUAGAGUUACAGAAGGUGGACAUAAAGUCAGCAUUCAAGUUCGAUUAGCGCAAAUUUGUUCUGUACCGUUUAUUUGGGAAGAUGAAGCACUUGGCAGUCAGUUGGCAAGCACUUGGGAAGCACUUGCAGGGCGAGAUAAUGGUGAUGGGUCAUAUAUUUUCAAUUAUUGUCCAAGGCAAACUGGACUUUGGAGUUUGUCAGUGAACGUUGAGGGUCAACCCAUACAUGGAAGUCCAUUUAAUUGGCAAGUGAACCAGGUAGUUUACGCCGAGUACCCUGCAUACUAAGAGUACGAAUGGUAAUGAGACGAAGGCUAUUACGAAGACGAACUGGCCCGUGCAUAAGGCCGGAGACGCAGUAGAUAUGGAUAGGAUUUAUACAAAAAAUAGGGCAAAUAGGAAUCGAGCUAAAUGAUUACUCACACAGGUUCAUUUGAAACAAUCAGAAACCCACGCGUUCUAAUUGUUUGGUGGGCACAAAAACUCUGGUUAAGAGUUAUAUUGUUAAACGAUAAAAAUAGAACUAUAUUUAAUCUGAAAUAUUGUAAGGGUUUCCUUAUAUUGGUGUUGGGAAAAAGAAUGGAAAUAUUAUAUUACUUUAAGCCAUUCGAUACAAAAAUUAUAAUAAGACAGGUUGAUUAUUUCUUAUUCCUUUUGGCGAUCUCAUCUAAGUACAAUUUCUUUCACCUUUUUCUUAUUGCGGUGUGAAUUUGGUACGGAAACAGUUGCUCCGUUUCUACGGUGAUUAGAUCUUGUUGUACUAUUUUGUGAUAAGCUAUGUUUCUAAUUAUGUCAAUGCGGGUGACCACUUGAUACAGGUUUAACUGUAUUAGAGUUCUUUGUAGAAUACGGGAACCUGUUAUUUUUUCUUUGUCUCAUGCUCGUAACAAGACCGAUCAAGUCUUUCUUUAGAAUCGAGGUUGCUUUUGGAAAAGACAAAUUUUAUUUCAAUUAAAAAAGCUGCAUCAAAAUCGCUGAAGAGCUCCACCAGAGACUAUUGGCAAGCUGCAAAGUCAAAUGAUGAAGUUUUUAUUGAAAGGAAAGGAUAACGACUUUCAUGAGACAACAGCAAAAGUGAGCUUUUCGCACCUGCGCGAAUAAGUGAUGGUGGAUGACAAAUAUCAAAACUUCCACCAGGUGUAAAUAUCACCUUUGAUCACCUUUUCCGUGGCAAAAUCGCCCAAUGCGAAAAUUCCCUACAAAUAAAUUAUCACUUGAAAAACAGCCCAUAACGAAAUGCUACGUUAAAGCUAUGCGGUCAAUAACGCAGGCUCAAGCGCACGAGGUUUAACUAUGUUCUCAGCCAUUCUUUACUUGAUUUACCUUAUAUUGCAUCGAGGCGUGAUUGCAUUAAAUUAGGCUUCCUUUCAUUUUGCCUGUUAAUCAUAAAUAAUUUUUUUAUUUAAUCAGCAAUCCUAUUUUGGUAAGACUUUAAUUUUGUACAUCGAGGUAUUCCACGUUGUUGGAUUCCGCCAUUCCGCUACUCCAUCAUUCCAUCAAAUAGGGUCACCCCGUCGAACUCGCGAACUUGGCGGCUCAUUUGGGCAUUAUUCGCUGAUUGAAAUAGUAAAAUGCUCUCUUUCCGAAUAAACAAAUUUUUUGUUCAAAUUUUACACGAUGAGCAGAUCAAAUGGAUAUUUUUCGUCAUGUAAACAAAAUGACAACUAGGUACCACUCCCCUUCAGGCGUUACAUUCCCGUAGAACGCCUGUUUAUUUCUGCUCCUGUCAUGACGGAAGUUGAGAGUGGUUGUGUCUUUUACUCGUUUUGACCUCCCUCAAGAGCUUCGGCAGUGUACAGUUUGUUACUCGGUGAGUGUUCCUUUUAUAACUGAAUGUUCUUUUCAACAAGGUGUUGCUGAGCUGCAAGGAACAGAUAACAACUUGCUCGUACGACGCAGCGAUCUGCUUUUCUUUGUGCAAAUGUGGCGCUGAAUUGAAAGGAGAUCGAAUUUUUAUGAAUUAUCAUGAGUCUUUUCAGGUGCAAUACCCCAUUAAAUUUUUCGAGGCCACUACGGAAAACCAUGUUUUACGGGUAUAUUCUGCCUGGAAAAGAAGCCCAACAGUUAGGACGAGGUUCAAAGUAAUCAACAAUUUUGACUCAAAGGAUACUUAGUUCACGGAUACGUACCUUUAGUAAGAACACAGUAAGCCACUGAAAAUUAUUUUCUCCUUAAUAAAUGUUGUUCGACAGAGGAAAGACACAAAAACAAUUUGGUUUACGAGUGAUUUAAAGUAAUAUUAACAGCCUUUUUACUAGCUUUCAUAUCCUCAACAACCUCAAAUCACUUUUACAGGUGUACCUUGUGGAAUCUUGGUAGAGAAAGGUGUCUGUUUUGGACACAGCAUCCUUAGAAAAUCAGAAAUUGUCUUAUCUCCAAUUCUCCAAUUGUCUGUUCUCCAAUCACUUCUCUUGUGAUCUAAACCAACAAACCUUAAAACUGAGCACUGUGAGAGAAUUGGUGCAAACGGGUGAAUGUAUGAAUCCCGUUAUAUUUUGAUCUAAAUAUUUAUUACCUUUUCUCCAGAAACAAAACCUUGGUCCAGUUAGCCAUACUGUAUUCAGUGGGAUUUCUUUCUUGCCUAGGCCAUUUCCCUGGGUUUAAGAAGAUCAUGGCCACUAGUAAGCGAUAUGUUCCUCCUUUGUCUAAGAGUAAAGGAUCAGCAGGAGCAGCAGCAGAGUCAACAAGGAGAUUAGAUGACCUUGUUCAAGAUUCGAUUUUUACUGUGAAACUGGGGUCAAAAAAUAAUUACAGUGAGUCUAACUCAGAGAAAGUAAUUUUGUAAUAGUGUUAUUGCUUUACAGUUUACAUCAACAAUCUUGACAAAUCUCAGUAUGCUGUAUAUAUACUUGUUAUUUAUCUGGUAUAAAGUGAAAUUAUACUAUAUUCAAAUUAUAAUUUUAAAAAAGCCAUUACCAGGAACUGCCUACAUUUUCAUUAAAGUAAACAAAGGUAUUCAUGUAGCUUAUCUUGUUAUUACCCCAGCCUAUACUUUUUCUCAGCCCUCAGAAUCAAUGUAAGUAUUGACAAUUGUUAUGAACCAUUUUUGUUUGUGGUCUUAAACAGUUAACUCUGGUCACCCAGUAAAAGAGUAUCCCAUUGUAAUGAAAUAAAUUAUUAUAAAAAGAGUAUUUUUCUUACACGCAAUUGAAAUCAGUGUGCAAUUAACAUAAAGGAAAAAAAAUCUGCUCUUAAGGAAGGAGUUCUACUUAGCUUUCUUCUUAGACAUUUCACAUCUUUCCCUGAGGAACCAGGGACUAGUGAUGAGUUUGAGGCAUGAGUGGAAGAAGUAAGAUCAACACUCUUUCUCCUACGCAUUCCUUUUCCCCCUCUCAUGCUCAUAAGUUUUUCCACAAAGCAGCAUCCAGGUACAAAGAAGAUUUUUAUCAUUCAAACAUUGAAAAUAGUUUGUCUCUAUUACAACUUUUCAAAAUUUAUACAGCAUGUGAAAUUGAUUUUCAGGUGACCUUCCGUUUCCUGAAAUAACAGGCAAGGACGAGAGUAACUCAAACAUUCAGCAGUUUGAAUUUCCUUUUAAAGAAAGGGAACUGCGGAAAUUGAUGCUGGUAAGUUGACCCACACAGUGAAAAAAAUCUGUGGCUUUCAAUUAUCAUUUAAAAACACACUGCCAUCGUUAGGCUUUUUGCCAGCAGUGAAAAACCAAGGAAGUUAUUCAGUACAAUUGGUGAUAAUUUCAAAGUUUAGGAUACUUAAUUAGUGAAAGAUUUAUUUAUGUGACAGAUUGUGCCUUUUGAUGGUUGAUUAGAAACUUGUGAAAAAACUGCAUCAGUCAUAAUUUGAAAACCAAUAAUUUAAUCAGGUUGAAUCAAGUUAUCAAAGUGUUGCUUUCAAGGCUAAAUUUCAGCUCUGUCCAUGUGGGUUUCAAUAGCCUGUUUUAUUUUUUUCAUAGUGGUUCCGAGAAAUAGGUUGGAAAGAUCAGGGUGCUGAGUUGCAAUUUCCACCAGAUCUUGAAAAAUCGCAGCGGAAACAAGUUCAUGACAUUGCACAAAGCUUUGGUCUGGGAACUUCCAGUAAAGGCUUUAAUGAAAAGGUAAGGGUCUUGUAAUAAAAAAGAUGGUCUAAGCUGUAGGUUUUGUGCACUUCUUUCUGUACAAAAGCUAUACAACAAAUGGUUUGCUGGAACCUAAGAGUAACAGAUGACCAUGUACCCUGAUCAUCCAGGUGAGAGCAUCCCUGAAAAGGACCAUACAGUUGUAGAUAGUAGUGGCUGAAUUGACCCUCAUGAUGACUUCUGCCAAGGUUGUUGAAAUGUUGGCUUGACUAUUGAUGGUAACUGAUUCCUUCUCAGAAUGUCUCUCACCAAGAUGAUGAGACACAAUCAAAUGUACACAAAUUUGUUGAGCAGGCAUCUUAGAUUAUCAGGAGAAGUGUAAGAGGUUGAGGAGGAAGGCCCAUGUUAAAUUUUUAUUUUCUUUUGCCUUAAUCUAUUAUCAUAAUCUGAGACAAAUGACAACAAAAAUUUAAUUGUUUGGAAAACAAAACUCAGUUAUAUCAGUUAUUUGAGACACAAUAAGGGAAAGGGGCAGGUCCCUACCCCCAUUGAUCAUUAAUACAAUUAGCUUUAAAUAUUUAUGACUUUUGAUAAUUGGUGAUUGGUGUAUUAACCCUUUAAUUCCUGAGAGUGACUAGCAUCUAAUUUCUCCUUUACAAUAUCACCACUAAAUCAUACAUCAAGGUCAUAAGGAUAAAGGAAAUGAUCACCAACCAAAGAAGCUCUUGAUUGUGAGACAAGUUCUCCUUGUAAGCACUUAAAGAAAUGUAUAGAGCACAGUAUGGAGAAUAUGCAUCAUGAUGUUCAGGUGUAAAGGGUUAAAAUGAUGUGGGAGAAGUAGUGAUCUUAUGGUUAGUGUGCUGGAGUCUGGGUCAAGAGGUUUGGCUUUGAGACUUGGCCGGGUGAAUGUGUUGUAUUCUUGGACAAAACACUUCACUCUUACAGUGCUGCUUUCUACCCCAGGAGUGCGAAUGGGUUUUGGUGAAUAGUGGGGUAAGUCUAAGGAAAUGCAUUUGAUGGACUAGCAUUGCAUCCAGGAGGGAGUAGUGAUGCUCCUAAUCACUUCAUGCCAAGGAAACCUGGAUAAGCUGCAGCUGGGUUGGCCACUUGGUUUGAGUACAGACUUAACCUUACAUAGUAUUUUUUUUUUAACCUUACUUACUAUGAAUAUAUUAAUACAAUGACUCUUGAUAGGUAUUAAGAAUUAUUCAUCUUUUUCUUCAGCGUUUUAUUAGUGUAUACUCAAUUGAAUAUGCUACUCUUGGUGUUGGUAAAAAUUACUUAACCAAUGAAGAAAAAGAUAAAGCCAACAUCAUCUGGAAACUCGUUAAACAACAAGGAGAGGAUGAAAAGUAUAAAAAUUUCAGUCACAAUGAGAUUGAUGAGAUGGUCCUUGCUAAAAAUCUUGAUCCACGACUCCAAGAAUUGUGGGACAAGAGAGAAUCCUUACUGGUAGAUGACUUCAAAGAAAAGUGUAAUGUUACUGAUGAGUAAUUCAGGCCUUGCUUUGUGUUGUGUCAGUUUCACUUUAAGUUAGUUAUUUAUUAAUAGUCUCCCAUACAUUGGUUUGUUUUCACCUCAGAGAUGGUUCUGCACAAAGGUCAAUCUUAAUCAGAUAUUCUUAGUGAAAGAAAUUUAGUGGGUAAAAUUACCUACUUGUAAAGUAUACUGUUAAGUAAAGUGUAAUUUCUUCCAAAGAAACUACUGUAGAAAGAAGAGAAAUUGUGACUUUAAAAGUGGAUGUCUGUGAUAACUAACUUUUAUUUAGAUAGAGAGCUAAUGCCCUGAUUCCCAUCCUCUAAUUUUCUCUUGAUAUAUGCUAUAUUUCCUUGAAUAAGCUUAAAAUUUUGGCUAAGUGGAGGGAAGCUUUUUGAAAGGAGGGUGUUUUAUCUGGGAGGGAUGCUUAUUAAGUUAGUGCAACAAUAAGACAAAGAUUAAAGCAGAUGAUGUACAUAAAUGUACUCUGCAAGCACAAGGAGAUAGAAAUAAGUGGAAUGGAAAAGAAACUAUUCCCCUAUACUGAAUUCCAGACUGUAAUUGAAGCUUAAAAGGUUAUGAAGAAAGUGGAAAUAGAAACAGUGAGGGAGG